AUGAUUGCAUUGGCUAUAUCGGUUUCUUUCACUAUCUUGGUCGUUGCUAACAUCGAAGGCGUGUCCAUAUCUUAUCAAAUUCCUUUGACUCUAAUGAUAUUCUAUAUAUCUGAAAGCACUACUGCUCGACGAGCCGUUAAGGUUGAAAUAACCCUAGAGCCGAGUCCUACUUUCGCAGGAAAAAAAGAAGCGUGGAUGGCCGUACCAUGUCUUCGCUAA
Messenger RNA from Diversispora eburnea, 219 nucleotides. The record is from the annotation of a GenBank genome assembly. NCBI's taxonomy places the organism in Eukaryota, Fungi, Glomeromycota, Glomeromycetes, Diversisporales, Diversisporaceae.